UCAGGCGUUUCCUCUUUUCGCGUGCGCGGCUCGCUGAAGGUUACGAGUCGCUCCUAGCGGAGUAUGCGCUCAUUCGCUGCGGCUUUUCCCCUUUGCUUUCUUUCCUUGUCUGUUUUUCCAGUUAAAAAGUAGAAAUCAGUUCCACGUUGCCAUCAUGUUGAAAGUGGUAGUAGAAUCGGCAAGCAACCUUCCUAAAACUAAACUCGGAAAACCCGAUCCUGUCGCUUCCAUCAUUUUCAAGGAUGAAAAGAAGAAAACAAAGCACAUCGACAGUGAACUGAAUCCUGUCUGGAAUGAGCUCCUUGAAUUUGAUCUGAAGGGAAAACCACUUGAUUCAUCUGCCGCUAUUGAGGUCGUGGUGAAGGAUUUUGAAACAAUUGGAAAAGACAAGCUUAUUGGUUCAGCAACAGUUUCUCUGAAGGAUCUGGCAAGUGGUCAGGUCAAGUCCCUUCCAGCUAAAAACUUACCUCUCUUAAAUGAAAAGGGCCAACCUUCUGGGGGAACCGUAAAUAUAGUGAUUGGAUAUGAAGCACCAGCAUCAGCUAACCCAACUGAUUCUCCAGAUGCUGGUACAGCUGGCACCACUGCUACUGAUGGGGAUGAAGGAGGAGGUGAUGAAGAUGAUGCUGAUGGAGGAGGAGGAGCUGGAGCUGGAGGUAGAGGUGGCUUGGGUGGCAUGUCUGGAGGUCAGUCAAACACCCAACUGCAAAGGAGGCUUGGCAAAGGCAAGAAAAAUCGUCGCAUCCUCUCCAACAAACCUCAGGACUUUCAGAUUCGUGUUCGUGUCAUCGAAGGAAGGCAGAUUCCAGGAAACAACAUUAAACCUGUGGUCAAGGUUAAUGUGUGCAAUCAGACCCACAGAACAAGGAUUCGGAGAGGAAACAAUCCAUUCUUUGAUGAGGUGUUUUUCUACAAUGUCAAUAUGAUGCCAUCUGACCUUUUUGAUGAAAACAUUACUUUAAGGGUUUAUGAUUCAUUUUCUCUACGAGCUGACAGCCUUAUGGGCGAAUUCAAGAUUGAUGUUGGUUAUGUUUAUGAUGAACCAGGACAUGCUGUCCUCAGAAAGUGGCUGCUGCUAAAUGAUCCAGAGGAUGCUACUUCAGGAGCAAAGGGUUACCUCAAAGUCAGCAUGUUUGUUGUUGGGACUGGAGAUGAACCACCGGUGGAGCAAAAGACUGGGGAUGAAGAUCAGGAGGAUAUUGAGAGUAAUUUGUUGCUGCCUGCUGGUGUCACAUUGAGAUGGGUCACGUUUACUUUGAAGGUCUACAGAGCUGAAGAUAUUCCUCAGAUGGAUGAUGCAUUUGUCCAAAGUGUAAAAGAACUAUUUGGAGCUGAUAGUGAUAAGAAGAAUCUUGUAGAUCCAUUUGUGGAAGUUUGCUUUGCUGGCAAAAAAAUUUGCACUAAAAUAAUAGAACAGAAUGCAAACCCAGAAUGGAAUCAAGCUGUUAAUCUACAAAUUAAGUUCCCAUCCAUGUGUGAUCGUAUAAAGCUGACUGUUUAUGACUGGGAUCGUCUGACUAGGAAUGACACUGUUGGGACAGUCUACCUGAGCCUCAGUAAAAUUGCUUUUGCAGGUGGAGAAAGUGAAGACACAUCUACGGGAUAUGGGGCUUCUACAGCAUCUGAAGCUGUUCCUGGUGAGUCUGAAAUCGGAUUCUUGCCAGCUUUUGGUCCUUGUUACAUUAACUUGUAUGGGAGUCCACGAGAGUUCACUGGAUUUCCUGAUCCCUAUGAUGAGCUCAAUUUUGGAAAGGGUGAAGGUGUUGCCUAUCGAGGAAGAGUUCUUGUUGAACUCACAACUCAGAUUGAUGCAAAAGCUGAAAAAAAAAUUGAUGAAAUUCCAAAUGAUGACAUUUUAGUGACAGAGAAGUACCAGCGUAGACGCAAGUACAGCUUGUGUGCCGUGUUCCACUCUGCUAACAUGUUGCAAGAAGUUGGUGAGCCGAUACAGUUUGAAGUGAGCAUAGGCAAUUAUGGUAACAAGUUUGACAACACCUGCAAGCCACUGGCCUCAACAACGCAGUACACAUGUGCUGUGUUUGAUGGUAACUUCUUCUAUUACUUGCCAUGGUCCAACUCAAAGCCAGUAGUAGUGUUAACCUCUUACUGGGAGGAUAUUGGCCACAGGAUGGAUACUGUUAACAUCAUCCUAAACAUGGCAGAUAGACUACAAGCAAAUAUUUCGACCCUGAAAACUGCAAUGGCUGCAAAAGUGCAAGACACACGUCUGGCUGAAAUAUGGCUGAAGCUAAUUAAUCAGCUUAUUGAAGAUCUGGAUGCAAAUGUGCUUCCGGAAUUGAGUGACAAACCCAACCUCACCGUCCUUGACAUUCAAAUUAAAAAGAUGCGUGAUUCUGCUCUUAGAAACAUUAAAGAUUCAGCCAUUCAUAUGAGAGAAGAGGCCACUGACGUAAAAGCCACUUUAAAUGACAUUGAAGAUUGGCUGGACAGACUGCAGCAGCUAGCUGAAGAGCCACAAAACAGCAUGCCUGAUGUAGUCAUCUGGAUGUUGCGUGCAGAAAAAAGGGUGGCCUAUGCAAGGAUUCCUGCUAAUCAGAUCUUGUAUUCUACAACCAGUGAACAGGCCUGUGGAAAAUAUUGUGGAAAAUCUCAGACGGUAUUCAUGAAGUACCCAAUGGAUAAAAACAAAGGACUUAAGUUGCCACUCCAGUUGCGGGUCAAUAUGUGGCUUGGAUUGUCUACACAUGAAAAGAAAUUUAACAGCUAUUCAGAAGGAACCUUUACUGUUUUUGCGGAAAUGUAUGAGAACCAAGCCCUUGUCUUUGGCAAGUGGGGCACCACUGGACUAAUGGGACGGCAUAAAUUUUCUGAUGUCACAGGGAAGAUCAAGUUAAAGAGAGAAAGCUUUAUGCCUCCCAAGGGCUGGGAAUGGGAAGGUGACUGGUUUGUGGACCCGGAAAAAAAUUUACUAACAGAAGCUGAUGCUGGACAUACUGAAUUUACUGAUGAGGUUUACCAGAAUGAGUCUAGAUACCCAGGUGGUGAAUGGAAGCCUGCAGAUGAGCCCUACACUGAUGUGAAUGGUGAGAAGGCAUUAGCACCUGGGCAGUAUGAUUGCCCUGCCGGCUGGACGUGGGAAGAUGACUGGACAUUUGACAUUAACAGAGCUGUUGAUGAAAAAGGAUGGGAAUAUGGAAUCACUAUCCCACCUGAUUCCAAGCCAAAAUCAUGGGUACCAGCUGAAAAGAUGUACCAUACCCACCGACGGAAGAGACUCAUCCGGCAACGGCGAAGGGAAAAACAGACCUCAUCUACAGAGAAAAAACCACUACUUGAUGACCCUGAGGGCUGGGAAUAUUCAUCUCUUAUUGGCUGGAAAUUUCACAGCAAAAUGCGAGGUUCAGACACAGUCCGUCGCAGACGCUGGAGAAGGAAAAUGGCUCCUUCUGACAGGCUUGGUGCAUCAGCUAUAUUCAAACUUGAAGGGGCUCUGGGUACUGACAUGUCAGAGGACUCCGAUGGAAAAGAUAAGACGAAAGAGAGUAGCACAUCAUUGUUUGGUGCCAAUACUCCAAGUAUUUCCAAUAAUUAUGACAGACGCUUUAUGUAUCAUCUUCGAGUGUAUGUUCACCAGGCACGAAAUCUUAUGCCUUUGGAUAAAGAAAGUUUUUCUGAUCCUUAUGCUCAUGUGUCAUUCCUUCAUCAGAGCAAAACUACAGAGAUAAUUAAUUCUACAUUAAACCCACAAUGGGACCAGACCCUAAUUUUUGACAAUAUUGAAAUCUACGGAGAUCCACAGACCAUUGCUCAAAACCCGCCAAAUGUUGUCUUUGAGCUAUUUGAUUCUGAUCAAGUGGGAAAAGAUGAGCCUUUGGGUCGAAGCAUGUGCUCACCUCUAGUAAAACUCAAUCCUGAAACCGAUGUGACACCAAAGUUGCUCUGGUACCCUGUAAUUCGAGCAGAAAAGAAACAUGGAGAAAUUCUGGCAGCAGCAGAGCUCAUCUUAAAAGAUAAGCCAGAUGGAUCCAAUCUACCUAUUAUUCCACCAAAACGAGGAGCAAAACUCUACAUGGUCCCUCAAGGAAUCAAGCCAGUUGUUCAGCUUACAGCAAUAGAGAUUCUGACUUGGGGUUUGAGAAACAUGAAAAACUACCAGCUAGCUGCUGUCUCAUCACCAAGUCUCAUUGUAGAGUGUGGAGGAGAAAUUGUCUAUUCACAGGUCAUCAAAAAUAUUAAGAAGAAUCCCAACUUUCCUGGAUCUGUUUUGUUCAUGAAAGUGCCUCUCCCAAAAGAGGAAAUUUACACUCCACCCAUAGUAAUAAAAGUGAUUGAUCACCGACCAUUUGGAAGGAAACCAAUUGUGGGGCAGUGUACAAUAGACUCUCUAGAAGAAUAUCGUUGUGAUCCUUACACUGCCAAGGCUGAAGUUGCAAUGACUGCAAAAGUUGCCUUGAUGUCUGCCCCCAGAGAUGUUGUCAUUGACAUGGAGGAUAAGAGGCCCUUGCUUGAAGCCCAGAUUUACCAUCUGGAUUCUGCACCAUGUGACUCGGAGCACUUUGUAUACGGUAUGUCAACAGCUCUCAGCAAACUGAGCACUCAGCAAACUGCGAUACUUAAAGCGGAAUUGGAAAGAGAAACAGUUGAUUGGUGGAGCAAAUUUUACUCCUCAAUUGGGGAAAUUGAAAAAUGUGGACAGUACAUCCAGAAGGGUUAUGACACACUGAAGGUCUAUGAUGAUGAGCUGGAAGAUAUUACAGAAUUCAAGGGGCUAACUGACUUUUGUGAUACCUUCAAACUCUAUAGAGGUAAAGCUGAUGAAGACGAGGAUGAUCCAUCAGUCGUGGGAGAAUUUAAGGGUUCAUUCAGUAUAUACCCCUUAUCAGAUGACCCUAGUGUUCCAGCACCCCCUCGCCAAUUCAGAGAGUUACCUGAGAGCGGACCGCAGGAAUGUAUUGUCAGGAUCUACAUUGUCCGAGGCAUAGAUCUACAGCCUAAAGACAACAAUGGUCUGUGUGACCCUUACAUCAAAAUAAGUUUGGGUAAGAAGGUGAUAGAAGAUAGAGAUCAUUACAUUCCAAAUACAUUAAAUCCCAUGUUUGGAAGAAUGUAUGAACUUACUUGCUUCAUCCCACAAGAGAAAGACUUAAAGAUUUCAGUUUAUGACUAUGACAUGAUGACCAAAGAUGAGAAAGUUGGUGACACCGUGAUAGAUUUGGAGAAUCGUCUGCUUUCCCGCUUUGGGUCACAGUGUGGCUUGCAGCAAAGUUAUUGCAUCUCUGGGUUGAACCAGUGGAGGGACCAACUCAAACCAUCCCAGAUUUUACAGAAUUAUGCCCGGCUAAAAGGCCAAUCUCCUCCAGUUGAAUCUGACAAUGGUAAAAUGUUGUCUUUUGGAGGACGUGACUACACACUGGAUGAGUUUGAAGCCAAUAAAAUUCUUCACGAACACCUGGGCCCACCAAAUGAACGUCUUGCCCUCCAUGUCCUGAGAACAAAGCGGCUGGUUCCUGAGCAUGUUGAGACCAGGACACUUUAUAGCUCAUUCCAACCUACACUGUCCCAAGGAAAACUUCAGAUGUGGGUUGACGUGUUCCCCAAGAGCCUUGGAGUUCCUGGCCCUCCAUUCGAUAUCACUACACGAAAACCUAAAAAAUAUGUCCUACGUGUUAUUAUUUGGAACACAUCAGAUGUUAUUCUGGAUGAAACCAGCAUUACUGGAGAAAAAAUGAGUGACAUUUAUGUGAAAGGAUGGAUGCCAGGCAUUGAGGAGCAAAAACAGAAAACUGAUGUUCAUUACCGGUCACUUGAUGGCGAUGGUAAUUUCAACUGGAGAUUUGUUUUCCCCUUCGACUACCUGCCAGCUGAACAGCUAUGUCUCAUUUCUAAAAAAGAACACUUCUGGAGUCUUGACAAGACUGAAUUUAGGAUACCUCCAAAGCUUAUCGUACAAGUCUGGGACAAUGACAAGUUCUCAUUGGAUGAUUACUUAGGGACACUGGAGUUGGACUUACGCCACUUAAUACCCCCUGCCAAAACCUCAGCAACAUGUAAUUUGAAAAUGAUUCCAGAGACCAAAGGCUCUACCUCUUCAAAACCUUCGCACACAUCAUGUCUGUUUUCACAGAAAACUGUAAGGGGCUGGUGGCCUUGUGUCAGAGAGGACAAUGGCAAACACGUUUUAGCUGGAAAAGUUGAGAUGACCCUGGAAAUCCUCAGAGAGAAAGAGGUUGAAGAAAGACCCGCUGGGAAAGGGAGAGACGAACCCAACAUGAAUCCAAAGUUGGACCCACCAAAUCGGCCAGACACAUCCUUUUUGUGGUUCACAAAUCCAUGCAAGACAAUGAAAUUCAUUGUGUGGCGUAGAUUCAAGUGGAUCUUCAUUGGCCUUAUUAUUUUGCUCCUAGUAUUGCUCUUCUUAGGAAUAUUAUUGUACUCUCUACCAAACUACAUAUCCAUGAAAAUUGUAAACCCCUUCCCUAAGAGAUAAUGAAGAAAAAACAAAGACUUGAAAACUGAGAGCCGCUGUGCUGGAGGGGCGACUGACUGUUCCAUUCCUGGUGUGCUGUGACUUUUUUUUUUUGUUUGUUUUUUUUUGCAAUACUUAUCCCUCACAGUAACUGAAUUAUCUCAAUUUUUAAAACACUUGUUAUAACAUUUUUAUAGGUCUAUCAUUUUUUUUUGUUUAAAGGGUACUCCACCAGGAGUAUCACAAAGACAGAUUUCUGCUUUCACGUUCACUUGUUGGUAAGCACUGGUUCGGUUCUGCACUUUAUUACUGUUUUUUCCUCAUCACAGCCAUAUAGCCAUUGUUGAAUAAAUAACGUAACUAUCUGGAAGGGACAAAUUCCACAAGGAGAAAAUGCCAAAGAAACUGAUACAGUAUCUUAUGCUGUGAAAUCAGGAAUGCUUCUGGAUAUGACAUUUAUGGUUGAACAAAUACUAUAGGUAGAGUUUCUGUCUGUUUUAUAAAAUUACAUUUCUACAAUAUCAUUGAGGUCAAAUGAUUAAAAAUAAAUGCUGACCCUGUGGGUUUCCUUGUGUCUUCAUUUAGCCUUUUGCUUUUAAUUUUUCAGCAAUGGUGACAGGACAAUGUUACUUGGUGUGAUGUGUAAGUGUAAUAUUGUCAGAAUGUAUCUGGACUUCUGUAAACAUCAGAGAAUAUUUUAAAGAAAAUGAAUGGAUGUUUGAAGAACACUCAUGUUAAUUAGACUUUUAUAAAUGCUGUAUGUCUUGUUUUGUCAUGAUGUUAAAAUCUGUAACAGUUACAUUGAAAGAUGCACAAUUUAAUAAAUAUGUUAUUGUUACCA
Molecule: messenger RNA, 7268 nt
Organism: Polypterus senegalus (gray bichir)
Lineage: Eukaryota; Metazoa; Chordata; Cladistia; Polypteriformes; Polypteridae
Product: myoferlin-like
Exons: 56
Coding region: 155-6448 (2097 amino acids)
Biological process (GO): membrane fusion; plasma membrane organization
Cellular component (GO): membrane
Source: RefSeq, a predicted model, not a curated record